Ostrinia nubilalis (European corn borer) is the source of this 2346-nucleotide messenger RNA. RefSeq lists its product as uncharacterized. Gene Ontology annotation, molecular function: protein heterodimerization activity; DNA-binding transcription activator activity, RNA polymerase II-specific; RNA polymerase II cis-regulatory region sequence-specific DNA binding. Gene Ontology annotation, biological process: regulation of transcription by RNA polymerase II. Lineage: Eukaryota; Metazoa; Arthropoda; Insecta; Lepidoptera; Crambidae. Bases 210 to 779 code for a protein of 189 amino acids. The transcript is spliced from 5 exons. Gene Ontology annotation, cellular component: CCAAT-binding factor complex. The record is from RefSeq and is a predicted model, not a curated record.
GAUUUGGUUGGUUGGAGUUGCAUUGCGUUGUGUUUGUAAAUUGUAAAUAAACAAAAAUACUAUUUUCUCGAAAAUUGUGAUAUAAUUUUGCACUCAUUGUUGUAAUACAGUGCUUUUGUACAUCUUACUGUAGCAAAGAAUAACUGGUACACAUUUUACAAAGGAUCUGAAAACAUAACCUAAAAGUUUUACAAUAUUGAUGAUAAAUAAUGGAAAACGACGAAAUUGGCACCGAUCUGGUCAGCAGCGGCUUCUUAGAAGAAACUUAUGUCGUUAACGCUGAUGAUGUAUUGGAAGAAGAAAACAAUUCGGAUUCAAAUUGUGGAGGAAAACUUGCCCCAUUGAGAGAGCAAGAUCGUUUUCUGCCCAUAGCUAAUAUUGUUAAAAUUAUGAAGAGGGCAAUACCUCCUAAUGGAAAGAUCGCCAAGGAUGCAAGAGAGUGUGUCCAAGAAUGCAUAUCAGAAUUCAUCUCAUUCGUGACCAGCGAAGCCAGUGACAGAUGCCAAGUAGAAAAAAGAAAAACCAUUAACGGUGAAGAUGUUCUCUUCGCCAUGAAUGCUCUCGGAUUUGAUAACUAUGUUGAACCGUUAAAGUUAUACCUUAAGAAAUUUAGAGAAACUGCCCUAUCUCCUGUGACUAUCAAUAAAAUGAAUAAAAUUGUGGUAUACGGAGGGGACGGAGCGUCCUGUGUUCCAAUGGACAAUGACAAUGACUCGCAAUCAGAAGCCACGGUAAUAUAUACCUAUCCUAAAGUAAUUGAAGACUUCACAAUCACGUAAGUGAGAAUCGCCUAAUGGAUCACGUUUGUACAAGUAAGGCAGCAGGAACAUGUAGCUAGCAUAUUUUUAACCUUACCACACUUGUCUUAAGGUCGAGACAAUAAAAAUGUUAGCCUGCUAUGCCUUACGAGGGGUUAAGUCCAGUUUUUAUUGAGUCAGUAAAUUGACAUGAAUAUCAUCAGGACACCAGUGCCGACGUUAUUGUAUAACGCGCCAAUAACAUUGACACAAUAUACAGGAUGUCCCAAAAAGUAGUGUUAAGCCGAAGCCCAGAGGUAGAGCAUCAUAAGGGCGACCCAAAUCACCGUAACUUUUGAUAGUUUUGGAGAUAUGUUUUUUUUUACAACAUUGAGGAUUUUAGUUACAUUCGUGGUAGGGAUGUAAAUACGUCUGAAUCAGUUAGGACUAGUAUUCAUCUAAUAAUAAUAAAAAAAUCCGUCACAGUGACCAAAAAAGUGCCUAAGCACAGAAAUUUAAAGCAAUCAUAACUCGGAAACUAUCAAAAAUCGCGGAACAUACAUGGGGGUGAUUUGGAUAGCCCUAGUGAUGCUCUACCUCUGAGCUGCGGCUUGACACUACUUUUCAAAUUCAAAUUCAAAUUUUUUAUUGCAUAUUAUUAAGUGUUUUUGGGAAAACCUGUAUAUCUUGUCUAUGUGAUGAGUAAAUAUCUCUGUGAUUUUAUGUGUAGUAAUGCUGGAUACUAAAAACUAUUUGAUUGAGUUGAUUUAAAUCAUGAUUUAUUAAUAAAAUUACCGGAGUCUCUUGGCGCAGACUCUACAGCUCUAUGGUCUUUAUUUCACCGGGACACUAUGGCUGCAAACAUAUUGUUGCUACAUUUUGGCGCAAUGUAGUUGUGGCGCCAUUGUGACUUGGUAAAACAGCGAUUUUCAAGAGCCCAGAAUGACAAUGUACUGAUUCAAAUUAAAGAUUGGAAUAUAAAUACCAGUUAUGGCCAGUUUGCAUAAUGAAGACAGUUUUAGGGCUUGUUCGGAUUAGCGUUUUUUCGGGUGGUUACUUUUAUAUUUGGUGCAAAUCGCACGUAUUAAAAGAUUAGUGUAAGUUGUGAUGAAGCUCAAUCCCUUGUCUUGUUCAAAACUCGCUUACAUGAACUCUAAGGCAGGAUUCACAUAGACCGGCGCGAGUCGGUGCAGCGUCCGUUCGGCCAAAAAUGCGGUGGAAUGUGCGCGUCGGAGCGCGUAUCCGCUGGAAUACGCUCGGAGCCCACCGGCUUCCAACGCAUGCUCGCGUUUUUCCGGAUUUCGGAUUGAAAUGUCAGUUAAUCAGUUGUAAGCAAUUACGACUCUAAGAACUGUUAGUAAAAUACUAUUUUCUUUACGGCCGUGUAAGUGCUCUCCGACGCGCGCCGGUCAAUGGGUAUCGUUCCUUACGAUAUUAAGUAUGUUGAUAAGUGUAAUCCGCUGAAGAUGCUAUAAGGGAUCGCUAAUUAUUUUUAAGUACUCACUGGUACUCGUUCCAGAGCUCGAAAAACGCUAAUCUAAAAAGCUCAGUCAGAAAUCAAAGGAAUGACAAGUGCAAUUUUAUUGAGGUAGUCGAUAGUAAUUUAAAC